UUUAAGCACAGGGAGAUGUUUCAGCAUAAUUUAAUUGAAUUGAAUUGACUUAAACCUUUCCUUUUAUAGUCAGAUCUGGCAACACAAACAGGGGCGGAGAUGUUUAACUAGAUACUAUCCUCCUCUUUUAUCGUUUUUUCUCGUAGUGCAGCUUUAAGCAAUUUACUUUGAUAGGUCGACAUUGCAAGCAUUAAACUUCUUGAUAACCUUCCUGUGAAACUUUAUAUAGAAACGUUACUCUUUAGUGUAGUUUGAGUGCGGAGCUCCAUCUGCUAGCUCAUUAGCUCGUCAUGCUAGCUCGCAGUGAUAAACUACAGCGUUCAGACGCAGUGACGCUGAACUAACAGCUUUUACCUGUUCAUAAGGUAAAAGUCACGAACCAAGGAUUGGAGCGGACGAGCCAGACGCCUAAAGGAUGUGUGAGGAGCCGGGCAGUUACAAUGCCGUGGGCUCGUUUCCCAAAACUUUCGGCUACGAGGAGUCCGACAUGGAGGAGAGCUGCUCCUCGGAUGAAAAGCCCAGGAUCCUGCUGAUGGGUCUGAGGCGCAGCGGGAAGUCAUCCAUACAGAAGGUUGUGUUUCACAAGAUGUCGCCCAAUGAGACUUUAUUCCUCGAGAGCACCAACAAAAUAUACAAGGACGACAUCUCCAGCAGCUCCUUUGUCAACUUCCAGAUCUGGGACUUCCCUGGACAGGUGGACUUCUUCGACCCGACGUUUGACAGUGAGAUGAUCUUCAGUGGAACUGGAGCUUUGAUUUUUGUCAUUGACGCUCAGGACGACUACGUGGAGGCUCUCGGGCGGUUACACCUGACCGUGUCCAGGGCCUACAAAGUGAAUCCACACAUCAACUUUGCAGUGUUCAUCCAUAAAGUGGACGGUCUGUCGGACGACCACAAGAUAGAAACACAAAGAGACAUUCAUCAGAGGGCCAACGACGAUCUGACCGAUGCCAACCUGGAGAAGGUUCACCUCAGCUUCUACUUGACCAGUAUCUACGACCACUCCAUAUUCGAGGCCUUCAGUAAAGUCGUCCAGAAGCUCAUUCCCCAGUUACCGACGCUGGAGAACCUUUUAAACAUUUUCAUAUCGCAUUCUGGGAUUGAGAAGGCCUUCCUGUUUGACGUCGUUAGUAAGAUUUACAUUGCCACCGACAGCUCUCCUGUGGACAUGCAGUCCUACGAGCUCUGCUGUGAUAUGAUCGAUGUGGUCAUUGAUGUCUCCUGCAUUUACGGGCUCGCCGAGGAUGGCAGUGGCUGUGCCUAUGACAAGGAGUCUUUGGCUAUCAUCAAGCUCAACAACACUACUGUGCUUUAUUUGAAAGAGGUCACCAAGUUCCUCGCUCUCGUCUGCAUCCUCAGGGAGGAGAGCUUUGAGAGGAAAGGUUUGAUAGAGUACAACUUUCACUGUUUUCGAAAAGCCAUCCAUGAAGUGUUUGAGGUGGGCUGCUCUCUACCAGGCGCCGUGUGGAGGCCGGCGAGUCCAGCCAGCAGCAGCUUGACUGGUUUCAAAUAUCCCGCUCUGAACGGUGUGAGAGUUUAACUGAAGCACGGACAUGAGGAGGAUUUGUGCUGCGAAAUGUGACCAAGAACUGAGCCUUCACAGUUUCAGGCAAUGAGCCUUUGGACUUAAUUCUUAAGAAGGACAAAAUGACAGAAAAGUGUCUAAUGUACCGUUCUUUGAUUUCUUUUCAUUAUCUGUGUGCAAACAUCACAUAAAAAUACUAUUCAAACUGCAAGUCAUGCCGAUAAACUGUUCAACAGUUUUCACUGAAUCAACAACCUGCUUUUCACGUCCCACCACAGUCUAAACGUCUUUCAUAUUCCUGAAUUAUCGCGUGCUUCGAGCGGCUUUAAUCCCCAGCUAUGGACGAGUGGGGCUCGUGUUUGCUCUCUGCUCAGCUUUCUGUUGAUAAUGACUCACGCAGCCAGCGACUGGCGCUCGGCUCGGACCAGAACCGUGCCAGUUACCCCAUUAGCUGCGACAGCGUGUUGGUGUGAACGGGGUCUGAAUGUAACUGAUGAAGUUUGUAACCCUGCUACUUAAUGAAGCCUGAUGAGCGUUAAGGCCAAAUACUAUAUAUAAUGUUAUGCCAACAUUUAGAUUUUUUGAAUAUAUAAUUCUUUAAUAAAUAUUUUUUUCAUA
This is a messenger RNA of Betta splendens (Siamese fighting fish), 2143 nucleotides long. RefSeq names its product Ras-related GTP binding Cb (gene rragcb). Gene Ontology annotation, biological process: regulation of autophagy; positive regulation of TOR signaling; cellular response to starvation. Lineage: Eukaryota; Metazoa; Chordata; Actinopteri; Anabantiformes; Osphronemidae. The transcript has 7 exons. The coding region runs from base 416 to 1540 and encodes 374 amino acids. The record is from RefSeq and is a predicted model, not a curated record. Gene Ontology annotation, molecular function: GTP binding; GTPase activity. Gene Ontology annotation, cellular component: lysosome; nucleus; Gtr1-Gtr2 GTPase complex.